GAGAAAGCUCUGUCAUUGGGGGGUUUCGUUUUCGUCUUCAAACUCGAACUCGGACAAGAAUCUUAGAUUGUACCUCGGUCGAAGUUCUAGUCGUAUUGUAUGAGACUGCCCACAUCUUCCUCUUGCCUCUUUCACAUGCUCGUCGAUGUCCCAUCUAGCUAUUCCCCUCUCUCUCUCCACCUCCACUCGCGAGCCCAGCUAUGCUGUUAUGACUUGUUGUCGCCUCGUCUUCUCCUACUCCAUCCUCUCCAUCUUCAUUUUAGGUCCUUUAUUACCUAAAUACAAGGAAGAGGACUUUUAUGACGGACCAUGAAAUAAAGAUGUCCGCAUUAUCAGGCUCUAGCCCGUCAGCGCCGUCUUCGCGACGACCUGAUCACAUGCUCUUUUUUGAGGGCUCGCAUCGUGCGGAAGAGCCUGCAACAGCAGAAGGACCUGCAGCUGGUGGUCUUGGAAGUGCCAGCCUGCCAGUAUCGAGGUUCAUGGAUCCGCGCGCUUACGCGAUGUUUCUUGGGUUGAACCUGAGACAUUCGAAGAAAGACCAGACGCUUUUCACCGUGUUGCGGCCUUUGUUUUUGGCACCGUUGCCAUCGCCGUGGAGCGCCAGGAAUGACCCUGCACGUGACAGAAUCUACUUUUGGAAUGCAGCGUUGGCCGAGAGCUCCUAUCGACAUCCUCUAGAAGGGUUUUUCGUCCACCUGAUCGGUGUUUUGAAGGACAACCUCUUCAUGAAGGACAAACAGGCAUUGCAUGACGCGUUGUUAAACGAGCUGAAGAGCUGUGGCGUUCUCCUAGACGAAUCCAACAUCGGGCAUCAAGCGAAUAAGCCCAAGGACACUCCACCAGGAAACUGCGAGUAUGGCAGGUGGGAGAGGAAAAAACGAGGAGAUGGACUACAGGUAGUAGUACUAGAGAUCUGAGACUACAUCAAUUUCUACAGUUAAAAAUCAUCUCGAUCAUGUAUCCAAAACCUAGUGAGUCCUCUCCAUUUCCUGCUGUACAACGUCAUUCCAUUCUUCUCAGAACCUAGUGAGUCUCCAUUUCCUGCUGUACAAUAUCACUCCAUUCUUCUCAGGACCAAGUGAGUCUCCAUUUCCUGCUGUACAAUAUCACUCCAUUCUUCUCGGGACCUAGUGAGUCUCCAUUUCCUGCUACAACGUCACUCCUCUCUUCGCAGGGCCUAGUGAGUCUCCAUUCAUCCCUGCUACAGCGUCACCCCAUUCUUCGCAGGACCUAGCGAGUCUCCAUUUCCUGCUACAACGUCACUCCUCUCUUCGCAGGGCCUAGUGAGUCUCCAUUGAUCCCUGCUACAACGUCACUCCUCUCUUCGCAGGACCUAGUGAGCCUCCAUUCAUCCCUGCUACAGCAUCACUCCAUUCUUCUCAGAAUCUAGUGAGUCUCCGUUCAUCCCUGCUACAACAUCAUUCCAUUCUUCUCAGGACCUAGUGAGUCUCCAUUCAUCCCUGCUACAGCGUCACUCCUCUCUUCGCAGGACUUAGUGGGUCUCCAUUUCCUGCUACAACGUCACUCCUCUCUUCGCAGGACCUAGUGAGUCUCCAUUUCAUGCUACAACGUCACUCCUCUCUUCGCAGGUCCUAGUGAGUCUCCAUUCAUCCCUGCUACAACGUCACCCCAUUCUUCGCAGGACCUAGUGAGUCUCCAUUCAUCCCUGCUACAACGUCGCCCCAUUCUUCGCAGGACCUAGUGAGUCUCCAUUCAUCCCUGCUACAACGUCACUCCAUUCUUCUCAGGACCUAGUGAGCCUCCAUUUCCUGCUAAGUACAACGUCAUUCCAUUCUUCUCAGGACCUAGUGAGUCUCAAUUUCCUGCCACAGCGUCACUCCAUUCUUCUCAGGACCUAGUGAGUCUCCAUUUCCUGCCACAACGUCACGCCCUUCUUCUCAGGACCUAGUGAGUCUCCAUUUCCUGCCACAACGUCACUCCAUUCUUCUCAGGACGUUUCGGGCCACUACUUCGUGGAAAUUUGCGCGGAUGUGCGGCUUUUACGCACAAGGUCCGACAACGUUACCGAAACUAUUGCUGGAGACAUUCUUAAGGCUAGUUUUUCACUAUCCCAUGUGCACAAUGCUGAGUGGGGUCCUCCUUGGUUUGAAGGGGGAGCUAAGGGGGGAGAAAGGGGAGCUCACUAAACCAGGCGUAGUAGAUAGUGAAAAAGUACCUCUAACAUUCGACAUCGUUUCGACUUUCUCAAAAAAGUAUGGACCAUGUGCCUCUCCCCAACAGCCAUGCCUUUCCCUUUUUCGGAUGAGGAAUUAGACACGCAGAGCAAAGAAAGGGCAAGAAUGUACUUUUGGUGGAUCUCUUGGUGGAUGUGGUGCUUAGCCAAUCUCUUUGACCAAUCCAAGUUAGUACUUAACAUGUUUUUCUUUGACACGCUUUCGCGUAGAAGGGGUCCUCGUCAGCUGGGAUCAUAUCAAGAUCAACAACGCCCACAAAAACAGGCACGUCGACGACGGCAUGAACAGCACACUGCGGCUGCCGCCUCUUGUCAAGGGCGGUUCUUUCGCGGAUCAUGAAGGUGAUUUGCCAUCUCCAAGUGCUCUUGGUCAAACAGCACACAUGACCAGCCUAGGUCUAGACUCCAGUCCUCGAAGAGCAGAGCUAGAACAGCACAGCAGCGAGGCCGUCUUAACCGCUUUUCAUGCUGGAUCGCGGGCUUUGGCGUCGACCUACGCGGGAGCUGUGUCGGGAGUAGUCGGGACUGAUGUAGUGCAGUUGCAUGGACUUCUCACUGCUCAUUCGGGUGUGGCCACUGGCAAGUUCUCUCCAGCUACGGAAGCGAUGGUGACGCCGACUGAUAUGGACGCUGGGUUUCUCACGACUACGCGAGCGGUCGACGAAGCGGUCAGCUCGUAUGUCGCUGAUGUACCAGAACCAAGAUUAUCCGAAAUUCUAGUCUGCAAACUACCGACUUCCGAAGAGGAACUAAAGCUUCCUAGCACAUCUUCAUCACCUUCAAAAGUUGAUAAAAGUGCUCUCAGUGGCGAAAAUGUCGCUAGUCUUUAUGCUAUGCCGCAGUCGCUGACUGGAGCGACUUUGCGCGCUUUAGGCAGUCCGUUGGCGGGCAAAGCGAACAAAAGAGGCGCCUGGUUGGGCAACGAUGCUGACUACGACGAGUGGAGAAAAAAACAAAGAUCCGACUACUUUGAGAGUCGUCGGAAGAAAAUAAAUGAGAGUGGUGAUGCUGAAAGUAUAAGUAGAUCAAAUCUUCUUACAGGAGCAGGACCUCUAGGCACAGCAGCGUCUUCAUCUUCUCCAGCAAAGCGACUAGAGAAAGCUUUCCUCACGAGCAAAAGCGACACAGCAGAACAACCUUCUACUUCCUCCUCAAGUCAGUCUCAGUCAUCAAGAACUUCCUCCUCUAGUUCUGCCCUGUUCCCGUGGACAGAAGUGAAGGCGCAACUAGACAGUCGCAUCUCGGAUAAUAAGGCUGAGCUACGCAGCGCUAGGGAAGGGGCUGGGAAGCUGUUGAGUAGCAGACGCGCUGCGAGAUGGAAAGCUGCUGCCGCGACACGGCAGAACAAGGCACAGGAAGACCAGCAUUUAAGGCGCGAUGCAAUUCAUUUCCAACGGCAGCGUUCUUCUGUUGAUCUUUCCUUCUGUUGAUGUUUCCUUCUGAUGUAUCCAACGGGGGUUUCCUUCUGAUGUUCCCUUCUUAGGAUUCUGAAGAAUUGGAAAUUCAUAAGCAGGCAAUUACCUAAUUGUUUUGAGCUCCUCUAACACAUACACAUGCUUUUCUUGUGUUCCCUUCUUAAUAAAUCGUAGGAAUAGGAUUCUGAAGAAUUGGAAAAUUGAAAGUAGGCAGCGAUUACCUAAAAAUUGUCUUGAGCUCCUCUAAGAUAUGCUUUUCUUGUGCGCGAGGCCAAGGCACGUGCGAGACGAGAGCGACUCCGUCACUUGCAGGAGUAUUCGCUGAACUACCGCGUCGAGUUUCAAGACGGCCGCGGACAGCUUUACACGCACAAGGAAACGAACGAACUGGACGUGAACGUGGUGGAUGACACGAUUCUAGCAAAGCUGUUGCAAGACGAGGUAGCCAAGGUCGAAGUUCCCCCAGUCGGGAGUGUCCAAGUAGAAGAAUCCACGUGGGAAAAGCGAAUGCCCGCUUUGUUGGAAUCUAUCGAGAUUUCAGCGAUGGAAGCAGGUAGUGAAACGGAACGACCUGAACAGCAGUUAUUAAGGCUCGAUCAUGGUUGAAGUUUAUAAUGUAGAUACUUCCGACUUCUAUGGUCAACAUUUUCUUCUCUUUCCAUCUUCUUAGGAUUAAUGACGAGAAGAAAUGAAUAUGAAUUGCUUUUUUUAGCUCCUCUAAUAAAACAGCAGAACGUCGGGGCAGACACAGCGGAAUCUUCUGCCGGAGGUCAUGGCGGUGAAGUUGUUAGAAGUCGGUAUGUAGCGAGGCCAGUUUGGCACAUGCCGGCUGAGGUUGGCGAGGAACCUCGCAAAGAAACUUCCGAAAUCGCGGCACAUGUAGAGAACACAGCUGUGAAAGAGUACCAGGAGAAAUUGGAUAGCAUCAAACAAGCGUGGGAAGCGAGUUUGAGAGGUGAGUAUGUGGCACCGGAGGACGUCGCAGCUAGAGACGCCGAUGCCGCAAACAAAAACGUGACCACUACAGACGUCGUUGACGAGGAAUCAGGUGAAACGUACGUCCUGGUAGCUGAUAACAACAAUGCAGAUACUAUGCCUCUGGGCGCAGAGGCCGAUGCUUUGCACGACAGGCUGAUGCGGGACGGUCCAGCCGCGUCGGAGCAUCAGCUUUUGCAGCCGAGUGAUCUGUCUUUGCCUGACCGAAAACGCGACAAUCGAUCCGAAAUUGCCGCUCUAGGCAUGUUCGGGACAUCGCCUGCAAGCGACGACCGCUGUUUCGGCAACGACUCCGUAGUGAUGUACACCGUUCCCCUCAAAGGCUGCUGCGCUCGAGCGCCGAGUCCCCGACCCAAAAAGGAGAUAGAAGCAGAAGAGCUACUAGCUGCAAGUCUAGAUCUGAACCAUGCCGAAGCGUGGGCUAGAUCGAUCGGGGGUGUGGUUCCGAAUGUCACACGAUCGCCAGAGGGAGGUCUCGUCGUACAGAAUGUGCCUUUGGCAAUGAUCGGAGCUUCUACGAGAGACAUCAUGGCACAAAGCACAACAGGAACAGAGCGUAAGAAUCCUCGUGGAGGAAGUAGUAGUGGCACAUUUGGUGAACACCAUAAAAAUAGGUUACAUUUUCCUAUCGGCAGUCCUCCCAAUGGUCGUCUUGGUAGUCCUGGAGGUGAAAACGGAGGUGGAGGUCCUGGAAGCACGAAAAGCAUGAGUUCUUCUAGAGGUUUUAGUUUCUCGCACGAGAACGUGGAACGGCAAAUGGUCCAUGACACUCAUAGAGACUAUUUGCCGGAGUACGUGACUACAAUCCUGAAGGACAUGGCGAGCGACGACGCCGCAGACGAAGCUUCGAGGCUCCGCGGAAUAGUACGUGUAGUUAAGGUCACUUGAGAUAAUUUUAAUCCAUUUUCAUUUUUUCGCUUGGUCUCCACCUUCGUUUCUUCUCGUUAGAAUUCUGAGAAUAUCCUCUCCGCAAGAGAUGUUGAGAUAUCAUGACCGCAAAAACGAAUGAAUUACUGUCGUGUUGAGCGCCGCUAAUAUAAGGCAAAAACAGGAGAAGCCACGUCCUUUGUCCGCCGACGGCCGUUUGCAAGCCAAGGGGAAUGCGACGUACUACUACAACAAGCAUGAAGGACCGAUGCUGAAGGCGAAUCUGCAGUCCUUGAUACAGGUGAAACAAUGUAAAAAUACGGGAGCAUUGUGCGAUCCUGAAGAUUCGGGUUAUAGUUAAGCGUAGGCUUUAGGCGUUUCUGUUAUCCUCGUUAGAUACAGUUUUGUCUCGUCUCUUAAGGGGGACGAGAGGCAUACGCAUACCUAAAAAGCCCUAUCGACAACGAGAUAACUAUAAGCUAUUAACGCCAAAGCCCUAUCCCUAAUCUCGAGGUAACUUGCAGUCGGUCAAGUUUUGGAUGCACAACGCCUUGGAUGCGCAUCGCAGAGCUGAGCGCAAAGCACAGGGAUUGUCCUCCAAUAGUGAGGACGAAUCCGGUACAGAUGACAAGAGCAAGGCGCGAAACAUCAAAGUCGACAAGAAUGACGAAGAAUUUUUGAUGCGCUAUGCAGAUCCGAUGACUGGAGAAACCGCAGUCCAUCGCCACGUCUACGGCCGCUUAUUCCAUAUGCUCUCUUUGAUGCCGCAAGACUUAGCCGAAGUCGCUUACCUGCCCUCUGUGAACCACGGGAGUCUAGUGCCCACGAUCGGCAUCACCGACGAGCAAGCGCAGUCUUUCGUGCGUGCAGUCCACAGAGUAGAUCGCGCUGGCAUGCUGCAAAGACCCAAAAACGUCGUGAAGCCGUCGCAGGCACAGAUGGAGGAGGAGAGCAAUACCUUUCCUCUACUAGGAAGGGAAGCAGAAUAUUAAGGCUCAAAACAAUUCAUUUCUACAAGUUAUUUCUUGCAGUUUCCUUCUUGGGAUUCUGAAAAAAUGCAGGCAAGAAAUGAAACGUUUUGGGCUCUAAGAAUACUGCCCGGAUGCUGACUGCGAAGGAGCAGUGAUGACGAUGCCGGAUGAUCACAAACUCUACGUGAAAAACGUCACCAAUCAGGCGUGGGCCGCACAGUUUUUUCAUGGGGGUUUUGGAACCGUCCCAUCCGCAUCCAGCGCGACCAAGGAAAAGGAAGGUGGUGGUGGAGAGCAAACCCAAACACCUACAUCUUCACGCAGUGCUGCAGGAGAGGGUGCAGCAACAGGAGAAGAUGCUCAUAGUGCUAGUAGUACGAAAUCACCUAGUAGAGGUGGAGAAGAUCAAGAACUUCAACAAGGUGGAGGAUCUUCAUCCACUGGGGGAGGUGGACAAGAUGCUAGUAAGGCGAGUAAGAAGAUGCGUCGACGUAGUUCAGGGUCGUCUGUUAAGGUGUUCGCGGCUAAUCCAUCUAGUUCUUCGGUGAAGCCGUUUUCUUAUUUAAUAGAGUCGUUUUGUUCAAGGGGAAAAGGAAAACGGUCUGGGUCUCAGGAUCAGGAUGGCCCUCCUCGAGUGAUGGAACAAUUAAUAUAGGCUUUGUAUGAGCUCUAAGUCUGGUGAUCUAUCGAUGCGUGGCCCUGGUGGAGGAGGUACGUCAACCUCCGGUGAGGACGAGCAAGCCUCCUUGGCGAAGUGGAGUCCCUUUUAUCAACAGAAAAAGCGAAACGAACACAACAACUUCAAACUCCGCGAAAUUCGGUUGGUUCCAGGCUUUCAAGAUGGCAUGGGCUUACCUGGAAGAAACACCGAAGGCCUUAGCUUUGCCAAGCCGAUGCAAUCAGCGAGAGUUAAAGCUCAGACAACUAAUUCAUCUUCACAGAGGACUGGUGGUCUCAGUUAAUGAAUGUGCUUAUUGAGAGUUUUUAGUUUUCUUCUUGAAUUCUUGUCAAGAGACUAGGAGAUGCCCAGAAUAUGAAUUCGUGUGAGCGCCGCUAAGACAGGGAAUUUGUAUCGCACGUCGCCCAUCGUGCAGGAAGCUCUGGAUAGUAACGAAUUUUUGCCCUUGUCCAGAUGGGUGAAAGCAGUGAGUGAGGCAGGUCUGGAUGAACGAGGCAGGAAAGUUAUGCAUUUCCACAUUGUUGUAUUCUAUAAUGAACUACCAGUACCAUGAUUCUUGACAACUACAACUUGUUUCCCACUUAUAGAAUAGAGCAAGAAGUCAAGAAGCGAAUAAGUCAAGGCCGCUGCUCUGAAGAAUGCAAUAGCGCAACGGAACCACUAAGACAGCGAAUGCAGGAGGCUCUGCGAGGUUUUUGCUUGCAUCACUGAAGCAAGCCUGUGGAAGUUUAACGAAUGCGUUCUUCUGCUUAAGCCAAGCGCCGAUAGGAAGCAAAGAAGCACCAAUAGGGGGAAUGAUCAUCUCGCGGACAAGAUUUCAACUCAAUUGGGGUACUAGAAGAACACUGAUCAUGAAAGACUAUGAUAUAGUGAAGAUAAUUAGAAUAUUUAUUACAACGACCAUUUUUAUGCAGCUGUGGCAGUUAUCUUCUUAGUUUUUGAAUGAGAUAAUCGACCUAGCAUUUGAAGGUGAUGAGGAAGAAAUACUACCACGUACUAUUGCGAUCAAUCUACAUCUAAAAAUUUCCGACUUCCAGUACUACUACAGUAAUUCUAAUUACUUACUUAUAAUUUAGAAGUAGAUUUCCCAUUUUGCCAUUGAAGUUGUACAGUAAUUUACCAUUUUGACCUUACUCAGGUGCCCUAAUGAAAGAGCGGAUGUCCAUAGAUCCUGAUGUCGCGUUCGAGAAGAUAGCCGCUGACGCCUCCUGUAUCACUCCGAUGGACUUGUGUGGAAAAAAGAGCGGUGCAGAAUUGAUUAAGGGUCCUCCAACAUCUCGAAAAAGCUUCUUGGGGCCUUUCUCUAAUAAAGUACAGGUUGGUUUACUACGUACUCCCCACUGCUCAUAGUCAGAGACGCGCUUCACGAAGCCCAAGAAGAUGACUUUCGAGAUACUAGAUUCCGCGAAGGUCUAAAUUGAUGUAUUUUCUCAACAUUCGUCUGCGAUGGGCUUUGCAAAAGCCAUGCAUGCACUACAGUUUGUCCCGAUACAAGCAAAAGGUGGACAAAGAGGCAAAGUUAAGGUUUGUUGAUGCCGAUGGGAACGAUUGAGAAAUGUUUGUAGCUUAAAUUUGAGUGUGAGGCAGUAUCAUCUACUAAAACUAGAAGGACUAUGAGUAGACUAUUUUGAUAAUACUUCAUGAUCGAGGACCUCUUGCGGCUCUUCUGUUUAUGCGUAUAAUAGAGAUAAAUCUCUAUCUCUAUCUCGCUCUCUAUAUAGCUCCACUCCGAGCUCCUCUAAAAAUCGCACGCAGAAAUGGCAUAUCUAUACCCUCUGCGGCCGCAAGUUCGGGCUCCAAGCGUAAAGAGGAAUUCCACAUGAUCAAAAUUGAUACUAAGUUGCAGGGCUUCGCAGGAAACGAGCAACAAAACGAGAAUUCACCAGAUCAUAUGAAUGGAUGAAUUAGAAUUUAUCUAGUACUGCUGUACAAUUGAGGACUGUGUCCGAAUAGUACUGUGUUGUGGACUGUGUCCGAAUAGUACUGUACAAUCUUUCUCUAGUCCUUUUCUAGUUAGGCUGGCUCCACCACUAGUACUGAUACUGUACAAUCAAGACAUAAUUUGGAUUUGUUUUUCAACUGAAUCUUCCCCUGGCUUCGGCAUUCGCAUUGUUGUUACAGGAAGUCAUCUGCUACAUGCUGCUCCUGUGCUAUUUCUGCUUCUUAUCUUUCUAUGAAGUCCUAUCAUUAUAUUGACUCAGAUUGCGAGUCAACAGAAUCUACUUACUCUACUUACAGAAGCCGCGCUCCCUCUCCACCAUCAUGUCCACACACCUCGAUGUCCUUGUCCCCCUUCCUGCCUUUGUCCCCCUUCCUGCCUUUUCCCUCUUUUCCCCCUAUGGUCUUCAUACCCCAAGAGGGGAAUAAUUCGAACGCAGGCGACACACAGAGCGAGGCCUCAGAGGUGGCUAAGGAAAGUGCUGACGCGUUGCAAACUCCCAGACACGAGCUUCCUGAGGCAGACCAACUCCUGGAGACCUACAUCAUGGACGAGCAGGAAGACGAAGACCUUCAGUGGCUCUAUAAACGAUCUAGAGAAGUGGAGAGGCUGAAUAGAUCCGAGUUUAUCGAGAAAAUUGUUAUGGUCGGCAGCUAUUAUUCGCCUCACUCAGCAUCUUGGCACCUCCCUUUUCCCCUGUAUUCCCAUGAAGUACAAGGAUUAAAGGCCUUCGUGGUGAAGUACAACAGGGAUGGGGUACACAUGAAGCUGAAUUUUCGCACGCGCUAAAAUCGGCAGUGACUUCGAAAUCGCUUGUGCGUGGAAUACGAGUCAUCAGAUUGAUCGCGCUAUUUCCGAAGAGAUGAACUCCAUCGUCACUGAAGCUUUGACUCUGUUCGCCAACUCCGCUCUGGCUGAACUGAAUCGUCCAAGGAAACCCUUGUACUCUUUAAGGCUUCAAGAAGUUGAAAUCCAUCGAUCCUCCUUAGCGUUUUUGAACAGAAUAUCUUGAUUCUUGUUUCUUCCAGACAUCACCAUAUUUUCAACAGACUUCCAGACACCACCUAGCAGCUCUAAACUGCGUGCCACAGUAUCGUAGUGCGGUGAACGCGAAACUGAGAGAAACACGGGAUAAACUGGCGGAAAGGCGAGCGGAAGUUUUGUCUGACGAGGGAGAUGACAUGGCAAAACUACGCGACCGAUUGAAAGACGUAAAUGCUGAGUUGUUGGAUGAUGAGAUGGUGGCUGCUUUAAUUAUGGCUCAAUAUAUUAUCUCUUCAUGAUCAUUUUACUUGUGCACUUUUUAGAAAAUGUAAAUGUAGUAAAUGAAGGCAAGUACUAGAGUAAGUAGAGCAAGAAAAAAUGUAGUAAAUGAGGGCAAGUUAAGUAGAGCAAGAAGACCAACAAGACGAAAUGAAAGAGAACAGUUUAUUUGAGACCUAUCUAAUUCGAUGGAUGAAACAGAACAGUUAUACGAACGCGUGAUGGUGAAACGUGGCAAGAAAGUAAAGAAGCCUAUGCACGUCGAAUUCGCGGACGAUCCGUUCUUUCACGUCCUUCCACCAUUAAGGCUUACAACCCUAAUCCAUUUGCAUCUACAACCCCUGAACAAGCACGAUCUUGGACUUGUCCUCCCAUAAUCAUGUCGUGUAUGUGUUUGUUGGCAGUACUGGCACUCCCCGUGUUGUCUUUGAUAUCAUACCAGAGUAAUUUUUAACCUUUGCCAGCUCGCAUGGGAUGGAUCGCAUGGAGCUAAAGGGGGCGCCUCGCUCGUCCCUUAUGGAUCUGCGCUCCAUGCUACUCCAUGCACUCCAUGCGUGCUCUAACCUGCUCCGUAUAAGUAAUUAAUACACCAACCGCUUCAUUCAGCCCCAUGGUGUUCGCUACGUGCCGCGCUUGAUCUUCCUCCAUCUCUAUCGCAAUGCACCCAGCACGCACCGCGCUAGUUUAUACUUAGAACCACAAGGUUGAAAUACAGCUCCAACGCGAUGAGGUCCAACGCGAUGAGUCCCCACAAGGUUGAAAUAUAGCUCCAACGCGAUGAGUCCCAACAAGAUGGUUUUUAUUAAGUAGCUCUAAUGGGAGUGAUGCGAGCAAUCGCUGAUACGACUUUAUACCGCACCUACUCGCAAGUGUUUCGGGAGAUCGGAGGCAGGCCAAAGGAUUUCAAAGAGCGACAGCGCGAAAUGCAACACAGGAAGAAGCUGUACGAGAGAAGCAUAACUAUGUCAGCAGCAGGAGGAGCUUCGCAGCCUAGUGGAUCUAGUCGCAAACGAGGAGCUGAGGGGAAGUUAGAUGGUGGCAAUUCGAUCGACGGGGGUGCAUCGAGACUGAGCAACAGUCGUGGAAGCAAGAAAACUGACGCAAGUGAUGCAGAACAAACGGAGGGAACAGACGGCGCUGGAAGUGUCAGGGGAACAGCUGCUGUUGAUCAUAAUCUUAUGAUACAAGAAGAAUAUUCAUUUUCAUACUAGUAGUACUGCUCUCACGACUUCCUUAAGACCACUUUAAGUAGUUAGUACCACUUAAACGGGUCGUGGAGUAGAACGCAAUACAACGUCGAUAAAUCCCAGAAAAAGUAUUUUCUUCACCUGUUCCUCCUUAGACCACUUUAGCUUGUACUUCUAAUCGCCGACAGCCUGGCGGUCCUAUGUACCAGCCGCCGAAGGCAGCGCGAAGCACUUACUCCAUGUGGAAUGCUGGCGUGGACCUAAAGAGAAACAACAUUAAGGUGAACAACAAGAGAGCAUCCGCAGCAUCCUCCUUCCGUCAUCCUUCAUCGUGGUCGUCCCCUUUUCAUGUAUAAGUAGACAGAUUAUAAGUAGACAGAUUAUUGGGGGUCACUCAGGGAUCACUGCAGGGACGAUGCCAAUGCGGUAGCUGCUCUAACAACGACAGAACUAGGCCACAAAAUGGCUCCCAGCUCUCGGCAACGUUCUCGCAAUAUUCCUCGAGUAUUACAGGAGGUCCGAGUACCCGAGAAAAUGAUGUGGUACUUCUAGUCCUACCUGUACUAGAUUUUGAUUUCAUUUUCCAACUUGAGUUAGAGCUUACAACAAUUCAUCUUGGAAGUCAUCUUUGACGUAUUUCCCCCUUGAAAACGUGUCAGGGAUGCCUCUUAAGAUGAAUUACGGCAAGUCUUAAUUGAGGUCCUGUGGUUUUGGAUCGAUUCGUUUUAUUCGGAGGUCAAACACUUAGUCCUAGACCUAAAAACUACUAUUCUUGCAAUUCAUGACCAAUCGCAAUCUAAAGAUCCACAACUACAGUUUAACAUCGUCCUUUCUUCGUCGAGAGCAUUUAAAAUCUCCUUGUCACUCAUCAGUUCAACUCAUCGGGUGAGUUCUCCUUUCGACCAGGAGAUAGCAAAGACCGCAGCACGAUGUCUGUUGUGCCUCAAAAUGGACACAAUAGGUCAACGUCGCUUUCCCCGACGAAACAUGGACUUAUGUUGAUACAGGCAACUUAAAUACCUGGUUUGAAUUCACAACUUCAGUAUGUAUUGCAUUACUUAUCUAAUAUUAGUGCCUGCUUUGAACGCUUUCUGUCCCUAGCCUUUGCUUUCAAGUUCCAAGUUAGAAGGGGUCCCACUCCAGCUAGAACGCUAAGUGCGAUAGCCUGGCGAAGGUGAAACUCAGCCACUUUCGUUUCAGUACUAUUACACUAUAUUAGUGCAACAACUGCUCGGCGUCGUAGGUCUACCUUGCUUUGAACGCUUUCUGUCCCUAGCCUUUGCUUUCGUUUCGGUACUAUUACACUAGUACAACAACUGCUCGGCGCCGUAGGUCCACCUCGCUUCUGCUACUGCAGUGGAGGUUCUCCUUCUAACAUCCGCAGUCACCAGCACAAUAUGUCGCAGGAAGUGAGUGCGCACAUGAUGUCCGUCGACUCGCUCAAAUCACAUGAGUCUUUUCUUGAAGAAACGCCUUCGUGGUUUCAAUCCCAAGAAUUAUGGCUUGUUACCGUAAUUUGUUUCAUCUGCUUGAGCUGCAUCCUGGGAAGACUUCCUUGUCCAUCCUGGGAAGACUUCCUUGUCAAGGGAAACGAAUAAGAAGACAGGACGAAUGAUCCCAUCAACACCAUGAAUUUGAAUUUAUCACAACAAAGAGAUCUCUUCGUGGCGUUACACUAUGACGCCUGUAGGCAGUCUGCGCCGUUUUUUGUGCGGGACUAAUUGCAUUGUCUAUUGUAUUGUAUACCUCGAACCUUCAACCUCCUUGAACCUUCAACCUCCUUGAACCUUCAACCUCCUUGAACCUUCAACCUCCUUGAACCUUCAACUUCCUUGAACCUUCAACCUCCUUAACCUCCUUGGGCCUUCAACCUCCUUGAACCUUGAACCUCUAAAACACGCUGCCUUCCAGAAUCAGUUGAAGAAACUGCAAUCGAAGAAAGUGAAGAACACGCUUUUGGCAGUCUCGGAACAACAUCGACAAGAGAAGGAAUACCUUAACAAGAACAUCCUGGGAUUGAAAGACGGAAAGCCGAUCUAUGUUUAAGGCUUGGUUGAAGUAGAAGUAAUUUCCUCGUAGGUGUGGUAUCUAUUACUAGCAUUGAAGUAGAAUGUUCGCUUUUUGGUGAAGAUUAGGUGGCAUCGAAGAUACACUAAUUGUUCAUUUGGACAAAUGAGACGAAUGACAGUCAUUUGAAACUUUGAUCAGACUUCUAGGUUAUCACACCUACUUACAAAAAUCCACUCACUUUGUUCAUCUUUCUCUUUAUUUUCUUCUGUUUCCGUCUGUCUUGGAGGAUUCUGACAAUGAUGGGACUCUGAAGGCAGGAAAGAUGUUGGAUCUAGUAGAAGUUAUUUUCUCACCAUCUUCCGUACUACUAGACGAGAAGUUUUACUCUCAACAAUGCACGUCGAAGAAGUUGUUCCUCUAGCUCUAAUGCGUGUCGAAUAAGGCGACAGGAACUGAGAAAAGCUAUGAACGAUUCGGAGUGAGCUUCCGCGGCGCUCGCAGUAGUCCUCCUAGAGGCCGUGGUCGGGGUGGAGGUGAUGAGGAAUAGGAUCAAUAAAGAAGGGCUCCACUGGAUGAAUUAGAUCAAUGAACACGAUUGAGUACAUCAGUGCAAUAAAUGCAUCGUUAAAAAACCCGAGUCUGGAAAUUAAAUGUUGAACAAGUAGCUGUAGUAAGUUCUAUUUUUCUUGAGCUAGAUGUACAGAAAUUUUGUAGUGACACGAAAAUGUACUAGAAGAGGAAUUUUCGCCAAUGAAGAACUCACAAGACCGGAUCGAUCAGUAAAAAACAAGAUCUUCGUAAACAGGAACCAAACCAAGACAAUUUCAACAAUUCUUGUGAUAACAAUGAACAAUUUCGUAACCCUUGUUGGAACUUAAGAAGCGACUCUUCUAAAAAAUGAAAGAGCUAUUGUAUCUUUUGCAACACAUCGUGGUGGUCCACCUUGAACAAGAAUCAAUAUGAUUUUUAUUGCAACCCAUGACUGUUCGGUAAACCCAUUCUUGUUCGGCAAAAAUAAUCCUCAUCGUAAUUCUUGACUACGUCUUCUCACGUUAAUGUCUACUGUGUUUUUUCGCCUUCGUCUGGUCCAGGGCUUAGAGGUCGUGUAUCUCAUCUCCUCCAGCUGAAGAUAUCCAGAGUUGUAGUAUGGCGUGCGACCACCAUCACAGUCGUCGCAGGAGCUGUAGUUCUCUAUCUUUUGUUUAUCACUCAAUGAAUUGACUCAACACCAUCGCAAAAAUCCACCGUUCCGAAAGUAGAACCUGUUGUCUCGAGUUAGCAGCAACUCGAAACGUGAAAGGAUUUUGGAAUCGUUGGGAACAGAAAUGAUCUAGAGUUUGUCAGAGAAUAUUAAGAAUAUUCAACUACUCUAUAACUAUAGGGGGUUCAUCAAUGAUGUAGAUGCUGUACCUUCAAAUUCCCUAUUGACGCAGAGAAGCAGCGGGUGACGCGAGAUUCACCGAGCUCAAAGUAGCUGCCGAGCUCAAUUAUGCUGCUUUGCACAGCCCAAAGGUGGCAUUAGGAGCAU
Molecule: messenger RNA, 15049 nt
Organism: Amoebophrya sp. A25
Lineage: Eukaryota; Dinophyceae; Syndiniales; Amoebophryaceae
Source: the annotation of a GenBank genome assembly